Messenger RNA from Dothidotthia symphoricarpi CBS 119687, 770 nucleotides. RefSeq lists its product as uncharacterized. The transcript has a single exon. NCBI's taxonomy places the organism in Eukaryota, Fungi, Ascomycota, Dothideomycetes, Pleosporales, Dothidotthiaceae. The coding region runs from base 35 to 706 and encodes 223 amino acids. The record is from RefSeq and is a predicted model, not a curated record.
UUUCGAACCGUAUAGCUGAGCUCAUUUACCAUAUAUGAUCCCCCGCCUUCCAAUUAUCUCUCAUCUUUCUUUACUCCACCCAUCUUCUACAUUACAAACCAACCGCUCCGCUCCAGCAGCAACAUCCCGCAUCCAAACCACAUCCAUCAUGUCAGACAACGGCGGCACCAAGACGGCCAAGGCCAGCGUCCGCCAGGGUUGGAAUGAUAAGGAACUGGUACUCAUACACCAACUACACACCACCCAUCCACAUACUAACUCUCCCCAGCUCGUCUGUCUCCUCAACGUCAUCGAGCACUCCGGCGUCGCCCUCGACUUCAAGGUACAUCUCAGCCGCUCCCCAAACCGUCGGAUUCACACACUAACACGGUACCAGGGCGCCCCAUAUCCACCGGGUCGCACGGCAUCGGGCUUCUCGCAGAAGAUCCAGGCGUUGCAGAAGACUCUGAAGCCCGAGUUUGACGCCAUGAAAGCCGGCGUGCCGUUCGAAGGCGCUGCUACUGCUGCUUCGACGCCGAAGAAGAAUGCUACGCCGCGCAAGCGGAAGGCGAAGGCUGACGAGGGUGGCGAUGCUGAGGGUACUCCUGCUAAGAAGCGGGGUCGUGCGAAGAAGGCUGAUCUUGUCGUCGAGUCGGAGCUGGAGGUUGAGAUGGAUAUCAAGCCUGAGGUUGUGGAUGAGGAUGGUGUUGAUGAUGAGAUCUUCUGAGUUGCUGGGAAGCGAUGGCUCGGGGUUUGGUUGUGGGGCAAUGCUUGUGCAGUCUUGGAUGGGG